Molecule: messenger RNA, 3834 nt
Organism: Mustela lutreola (European mink)
Lineage: Eukaryota; Metazoa; Chordata; Mammalia; Carnivora; Mustelidae
Gene: PNPLA3
Product: patatin like phospholipase domain containing 3
Exons: 9
Coding region: 174-1475 (433 amino acids)
Biological process (GO): lipid homeostasis; triglyceride catabolic process
Cellular component (GO): membrane; lipid droplet; cytoplasm
Molecular function (GO): triacylglycerol lipase activity
Source: RefSeq, a predicted model, not a curated record
CUGUCUGAGCGGCGGCGCCGUGGCCGGGCGGAGAGCGCGCUCGGGCACGGAGCAGUGCCGGGCGGUCCCCAGACCCCGAUCCCGACGCGGGACCCCUCCACCUGCUCGAGCGCGGGAGCGCGUUCGACUCCCACUGCGGGCUCCGAACCCGAGACCCCCGCCUUGCCGCGGCUAUGUACGACCCCGAGCGCGGAUGGAGCCUGUCCUUCUCGGGAUGCGGCUUCCUGGGCUUCUACCACAUCGGGGCGACCCGCUGCCUGAGCGAGCGCGCUCCGCACCUCGUCCAGGACGCGCGCAUGCUGUUCGGCGCCUCGGCCGGGGCGCUGCACGGAGUCGCUUUGCUCUCCGGGAUCUCGCUGGACAUCAUCACGGAGAUCCUCAUGGACAUCGCCCGAAGUGCCAGGAGCCGGAAGAUGGGCAUCUUCCACCCCGCCUUCAACUUGGGCAGGCGCCUCCGAAAUGAUCUUCAGACAUACCUCCCAGACGACAUCCACAGGCUCAUCUCUGGCAAAAUGUGCAUUUCGCUCACCAGGGUGUCCGAUGGGGAAAAUGUGCUCGUGUCUGAUUUUCAUUCCAAAGAGGAAGUUGUGGAUGCCUUGCUCUGUUCCAGCUUCAUCCCCUUCUUCUGUGGCAUAAUCCCUCCUUCCUUCAGAGGCGUGCGAUACAUGGAUGGAGGACUAAGCGACAAUGUCCCCUUCUUUGAUGCCAAAACGACCAUCACUGUGUCCCCCUUCUAUGGGGAGUAUGACAUCUGCCCUAAAGUCAAGUCCACAAACUUUCUUCACGUGGACAUGACCAAGCUCAGUCUGCGGCUCUGCUCUGAAAAUGUCUACCUCCUGAUUCGAACCCUGUUCCCUGCAGACCUCAAGGUGCUUGGCGAGAUAUGCCUUCGCGGCUACUUAGACGCCUUCAGGUUCUUGGAGGAGAACGGCAUCUGCAACAAGCCCCAUCCGGGCCUGGAUUUACCCUCGGAGGAGGCGAAGACCCUUACCUUCCCCUGGGGACACAGGAACCCGGAAUCUGGCCCAAGGGUGUCUGCGGAGGGGACGAAGCCCGAGGGAGACGAGCUGCUGGACCACCUGCGUCUCAGCAUCCUGCCCUGGGACGAGCGCAUCCUGGACAACCUAUCGCCCAGCCUCACUACAGCACUGAAUAAUGCAAUUAAAGUGAAACAUGGACAAGUGAGCAGGAUUUACGAUUUCUUACCGGUUAAGGUCAUGUCGUAUGUGAUGCUGCCUUGUACGUUCCCCAUGGAGUCUGCCAUCGCCAUGGCCCAGAGACUGGUGAUGUGGCUUCCAGACAUGCCCGAAGACAUCCGGUGGCUGCAGUGGCUCACCUGUCAUGUGUGCUCUCGAGUGAUGACGCAGCUCUUCCCCCACUCCAGAUUGCGGACGCAAGCAAACGGCCAACAGCCUUCCCUGAGGGACGUGAAGGCGCUGCUCCUGUCCCUGCUGUCCAGCAGGAGCCAGAGCUGAGGCCGCUGAGCAACUGGUCCUCCUGUCUGGCCUGGUGUUUGGGGGCUGGAGCUGCAAGGGACUCCUCCUUUCCCGCUCGCUCUCCUCAUGCAGAUGCGUUCCUGAGUCCAUCGAGGAGACAAAUCUAGGACACUCUUUCGCAGGCACUUCCCGAUCUUUCUGCAGCUACGCCCACACUGGCUUGGAUGCGCCCGGGUUUGACACACAGGGUCCUGCCUUGGUGCUGAAAUUAUGGUUUAUUGAAACCAAAGGCAAACUACUGUUUUUAGGAAAAGCUAGGAAGCUACUUUUGGUGUACGUGUUGGUCUAGAGCUUAAGGAAGCCUGCUAUUCAAGCAUCUGAGUCUGUUAGCUCACUUGGCUGGGAAAUGACACCAGGGAGCCCAUGGCGGAGGGGCCACCUCCAACUGCCGGGCAGCCUUCCCACCGCAACAUUCCGGAGCAUCCUCUGUUGUGAUGGGCUGGGGCUGUGUGGGGCUGGGGGCUGGGUGGGGGGGACUUACGGCUGGGGGUUGGGCUGCCCUUUGUGCAGUCUUGGGGUUUAGAAGGAAAAAUAACGUGACCCCAUUUCCCCAGACAGGAAGUGGUCGGUGUGGCAGGAGGGGGAGGCAGCGUUCCCCAGGGAGGGCACUGACCGUGGUGGGCCAGUAAAAGAUGCUCACUUAUUUACAUUUUGGAACACUUUUUUGACCUAGCCUAAAUAUUUGAUAGAGUUUUGUAUAAACUACGGAGAGUCUUAUUAUCUGUUGCAUUGUGCGUUAUGUGAAUCAGGGAGGUGUUAUUAAGUCUUACCAAAAAAAAAAAAAAAAAAUGCAGUGCACAGCACAGAUAGGCAUCCUGGGCUCCCAGGCCUUUACCAGCACAACAGAUGGGCUUGUGGCCUGUGCCCCUUUUUUCUUAAUAGCCCCUGCCCAUACUCCCAGAGCCUUAAUGGAGACAAGCAAGAGAUGGGCACCUACGUUCUCCCCAGGUGGGAUGCGUUGGCAAGCACAGAGUAAUGUCACUGCAGGUGAAAUGUGCUGCUUUUCUGAUUUAUGCAUUUGAGCAUAACCAAAAGACAACAGCAAUAAGCUCGAAAUCCUCAACAUUGGCAAAACAGGCUACAUCUCUCACCUGUACUGAGUCGAAGAACCAGAAGGUUCUUCUGGGAGUCGAAGAACCAGAAGGUUCCAACACAGCACUUUCUUACAAAGACAAGAUCUUGAAAAGAGGAAUGUGGUUCUCGGGGCAGCCUUCAUGCGAGCCUGUCCCUUGAGCUGCCAUGAGACUGUGGACACCUUGAGGCAGGCUCCUUGUAGGUGUACGGAGCCACUGCCCAGCACUCAGAAUCCCCACCUUGCGGCUCCUUGCUGCGUCAUUGUGUCUUGGGGACGUGGGUACGGAGGUUCCCGUUCUGAUGGCGCUCCCCUCCAAAGGGAGGCAAGAGGGGCGAGAGGCAGGCUCUCCCAGCUGCUUGGAGCCCCCAGAACAGAGCACUGCCCCUUGCUUGCUGCGCUGGUCGGGGUGGGGGGGAGGCCAGGCCUGACACCCACCGGGCCCCUCAGAGCACUCUGUCACACGUCCUCCCGAGCCCCUGGUUCUCAGGUUCCCCGAUGAGCUGUCUUUCUUUAGGAGCGCUGCAGGGCCCCGCGGCAGACAGGAGCACACUUAAGCCGUAUUUUCAGUAACCGUUGUAUUUCUGCAUAGUCCAUAUAUAGGCUAGUUCCUCUGAUUGUUCUAAGGAAGGAAUUGUGUUAACAGCUGAUAGGAUCACAUGCAGCUGCUUUUCUUGCUAUGUUUUGAACUGUUCCAGCUCCUCACAGUGAGCAUGUUUUAUGAUUGUUUUAAAAACGUGUGCUAACACAGAGGUCUCCACUCCCCACCUGUGCCUUACUGCCCCCCUAGCCCCACACCUCUCCCGCUCAGCUGAGGUUUCUGAUCAGCACGGAACAACAUUCUUUGAGUUCAAGCAAAGUUCAACCUUAUCAAGGUUGAGUUCAACCUUAUCAAGCAAAACUCCUCAUUUAUAUGGCACACUUAUGCUCUGGUGUACACUCCACAGGAAGAGUCAGGGAUGACGACCGUGUGGUCCAGCGAAUACCGGGGAGCAACGGUCUUUAUUUGGUGAACAGGUAACAAAACUUGGUGCAGAGGGUGAGCCUCGUUUUGUUUUUAAAAAAACAACAAAACAAAUUGUGGGUGUGUAUGUGUGUACAGAGGAAAGGUAGGGAACGUAUCCCCCAGGACUGACAGUGGUGGUCAUUGGCCAUUGUCCGUAACUGCAGUCCAUUUGUUGUGCUUGUAUGUGGUUUUCAAAUUUCUGUGGUCAACGUUUCUUUCAUUGGAAAAUAACUCACAAUAAAUGUGACUUUGAAACCGUU